UCCUCGGUUUUCUGUUAAUCCAGACUUUAAAAGCCGGUUUUCUUGUUCGUGUUUUAGUUAUGGUUGGGGUUGUGGUUGAGAGCAGAUCCAACGUUCAACUUGCAGCACAAGUUCAUGAAGAAUAUUCUGGAAGACUUCGAAUUUAUUCAGACAUUUUUAAAUGUUUAGAGAGAAAUAAAAAAGUUGAAUUUCGACGUUUUGUUUUGGAUGUUUUAAAUGUAUCUCCCCAAUUCUGCUCCAUUACUCAAAUUCUGAUUUUUUUAGACAGUCAACUUUCCCCAAUAUUAACUUUACUCAGUCAAACGCCUUCCUUCGGUUUAGCAAUGUCAAAUAAUUUACAAUUACAAAAUAUGAUUACCAGAAUUUUGGAAAGAGCAAAUACAAAUUCCCUUUUUAGAAUAAUUGAAUUUAUUGGGUCUUUUUUAAAUGUUUAA
Molecule: messenger RNA, 434 nt
Organism: Meloidogyne enterolobii
Lineage: Eukaryota; Metazoa; Nematoda; Chromadorea; Rhabditida; Meloidogynidae
Source: the annotation of a GenBank genome assembly